Ustilago hordei is the source of this 1350-nucleotide messenger RNA. RefSeq names its product putative mitogen-activated protein kinase MpkA. The record is from RefSeq and is a predicted model, not a curated record. Gene Ontology annotation, biological process: protein phosphorylation; intracellular signal transduction. The transcript has a single exon. Gene Ontology annotation, molecular function: ATP binding; MAP kinase activity. The coding region runs from base 1 to 1350 and encodes 449 amino acids. NCBI's taxonomy places the organism in Eukaryota, Fungi, Basidiomycota, Ustilaginomycetes, Ustilaginales, Ustilaginaceae. Gene Ontology annotation, cellular component: nucleus; cytoplasm.
AUGUCGGCCCUCCCAUCCAAUCCGCAACGCACGCCCUACAGCGUCCUCAACCAGACCUUCCUGAUCGACAAUGCCUACGAAAUUACAAAAGACCUCGGCCAGGGCGCAUACGGCUGUGUAGCAGCCGCUACCCACCGUUCCACCGGCGAAUCCGUCGCUAUCAAGAAAAUCACCAACGUAUUCACCAAAAAGAUCCUCACCAAACGUGCCCUUCGCGAAAUCAAACUUCUGCGUCACUUCCGCGGUCACAAAAACAUCACCUGUCUCUACGACAUGGACAUCAUCGACCCUACCAACUUCAACGAAGUCUAUCUCUACGAAGAGCUCAUGGAAGCUGACCUCCACGCCAUCAUUCGAUCUGGUCAACCGCUGUCAGAUGCUCAUUUCCAGAGCUUUAUCUACCAGACUCUGUGCGGAUUGAAGUAUAUCCAUUUCGCUUCGGUGCUUCAUCGUGAUCUUAAGCCAGGUAAUCUUUUGGUCAAUGCGGACUGCGAGUUGAAGAUCUGCGAUUUUGGGCUCGCAAGAGGGUUCGAAACGGAUCCAGAGCUCGCGAAACAGGCUGGUGCGGGAGGGUUCAUGACAGAGUAUGUGGCGACUAGAUGGUAUAGAGCACCGGAGAUUAUGUUGAGUUUCCAGAAUUAUACAACGGCGAUUGAUAUUUGGUCGGUAGGGUGUAUUUUGGCGGAACUGUUGAGUGGUAGGCCCAUCUUCAAGGGUAGGGACUACGUUGAUCAGUUGAACCAGAUCUUGCACUAUUUGGGCACGCCAAGUGAAGAGACGUUGAGGAGAGUUGGUUCGCCAAGAGCGCAAGAUUACAUUCGAUCUCUGCCUUAUCAGCCGAGAAUUCCUUUCCAGAGGUUGUAUCCCCAGGCAAACCCGCUAGCGCUGGAUCUGUUGGAGAGGAUGCUGGAGUUCGAUCCCGCCAAGAGGAUAAGUUGUGAGGAAGCACUACAGCAUCCUUAUUUGGCGGUUUGGCAUGAUCCGGCUGAUGAACCGACUUGCCCCCGACGCUUCGAUUUCGGGUUUGAGAGUGUGGAUGAGGUGGAAGGGAUGAAGCAGCUGAUUUUGGAAGAAGUCAGGAGCUUUAGAGGUGAGGUGAGGAGACAGGCCAGCUUGGCGCAGCAACCGAGGAGGCAAGAGUCACUGCCGAUCCCGACAAGGGAGGACAUUCAGAAGAGUAGUCCCACUGAUGCCGAUGGUCCGGCGGGUGGAUAUUCGGUGUUGGGAGCUAGUGCCGGGAUUAUUCAGGGUGGAACGAACUCGGAACAUGGGAGUGGAAUGUUGAGCGAGGCUUGCGUUAUGGAGGAUCCGGCGGAGAGCUUUGAGAGGGAGCUUCAGCAGGGGAGAUAA